CAGCUGUCAAACAAUUGUAAAUAUUUCACUGUGGAGUGAAUACAUAUUAUUGAAUUUGUAUUUAUAGGCACUAUACACAAUGGAAGUAAUUAAUGAACUAAACAAAUUAGAUCUAGACAGUCUUGAUGAAGAAUGGAUGCAAGCAAUAUACUAUGCAGAGUUUCUUGAAUUUGGUGAAAUUCCACCUGAAUAUGAAAGAGUCUUGGAGUCCAUAAACAUUAAAAAAGUUUUUCACAAUAUAAUGAAAUCAAUUGAUACAUGGCUGAAUGCGGAAAACUCAGAGGAAGAAAAGUCUUGGACGACCCUUUCUCACCAAGUUAACCAUCAGAAACUGUUAGCACUUUUGGCUUAUUACAUUGAUUAUGGUGGUAAAAAUGUCCAUACAUUAGAGUAUAGAAAUAAUACAUUGCUAUCUUCAAGAUUAUACUUUAAGCUAUUAUCAAUUCCUGGGUACAAAGCCUACCACAUAUAUCAUUCGCAAUUAUUUGCACAUUCCCUAGUUUGCCUAAGUUUCCCCAAAGUUAUGUGUGAAAAUGAAGAUAACUACUUCAACACAAGGGAGCUUACUCGUGAAGUUAAUUCAGUUAUUAGAGAACUGCAACAUUUUGUACUGGAUCUUAGAGCUGUUAUUGAGAAGUUACAUUUAAACCCCACAGAUAUGAAUUUUGAGGAUAUUCUUAGUAAUCUGGUUGAUAUCACAGGAGGUGCUAUUGUAAAUAAGCUCAAUGUUGAUAAAAUUGAUUUGGCAAAUGUGUCCAGAGUAAUAUAUGAAAUGAUAGAUAUUUUGAUAUGUGACUCCAAUAGAGAUGUAAAUGAAUCAGCUAUAAGGCUAUUAUUCAAGUGUAUUCUCCCUAAACUUGUGGCAGCUUCUGUGGAUUGCAGAAAUGCUAAUAACUUAGUCCGAGCUUCCUAUGUUACAUAUUCUGGGCUACUCCUCACCAAGUAUGGUAAGGCAGCAUUGCCUGGAUAUAUUGUACUAUUACAGCAUCUUUGUUACACCUUAGAUGGUUUGGAACGAGCAGAAGUGAGGUCGGCGCGCGUGUCGCUUGUGUUUGGCUUGAUGAGUCUACUACCAAAGAAGUCAUACAAAAAAAUUGUCAAGUGGCUUCUUACAUUGUCAACUACUUCUAAAGUCUCCCACAGACAAAUUGCUAUGGAACUGCUAGCAAAAUUACUGAGUAAUGACUCUGAGGAACAAAAGCCAAAAGGGACAACAGAUCUAGUGAAUCCAGAAAACCCUGAACAAGAUAAAGGAGACAAGCCAGAGGGCGAAGUAGCCAACAAUACUGAAACCAGUCAGACAGAGAAUACCAAUGAGGAAGCCGAGCCCGCCACGCAGCUCGCACCCUCCACUGACGACGACAGCAGCCAGGAAAGCCAACCAGCUCCAUUAGAAGAAGAUAUGACAGAGGACGAAGUGGCAGGCUUGCUUCGGCAGCGCGCGCACACGGUGCCGCACCUGGAGAUCCUGCACGCCGUGUACGAGCGCCUGCACGACGUGUCCAGCACGCUGCGGGCCCGUGCACUCGCCAUACUGACCGACAGCCUCGCCUCCGAACAUGAGCCCUUACAACUAGCUGUCAAGGAACUGAACGCGGCGGGUCCGGAAGCGGGCGCGGUGUCCCGCUUGCUGGCGGCGGGCGCGCGCUGCGUGUGCGACGAGCGCGCGGCGGUGCGGCGCGCGGCUGUGCCGCUGCUGCAGCGUCUGCUGGGGCCGCCGGCCGUGCCCGCCGCACAGGACCUUCUGAUACUGGUGGGUCUGUGUCGCGACGCGAGCAUCCUGGUUCGCUCGGCGAGCGUCGCGGCGCUCGGCGAGCUGCUGUGCCAGGCGCCGUCGGACGCCUUGUUCGACGCCUUCCUCUCUGGACCCAUGCACCAGCUCUCCGACCCAGAAAUUAAGGUACAAGAUCAAGUGGUGACCCUACUGCAGCAGAUAGUGAUCUCGCGCCUGCAGAAGUACGACGCGGGCGAGGAAGACCCCCUGCCCUGGAUGUUUCUGGGCGGAGUGACGCGGCACAACAUGAGGAGGCAUCUCAUGAAGGCUUGCUCACUGCUAGCUAAGACUGAAAACCCUAUAAACAUCCGCACCAUAGACACGCUGAGUACCCACCUGGGGGUGAAGGAUGACGCGCGUGACCUGCAAUGUCUCGUGUUGCUGACAAGCGCCGCGAAGCUUGUCAACUACUCCGAAGUAGGCUUCAUCUUGGAAUAUUAUUACAAACUGACAGACGACACUAAGGCCCGCGACUGUCGGCUGCUGCCGCUGACGCUGGAGCUGCUCAGCUCGUGGUCGCGCUGGAGCACGGCCGCCGCGCGCUCGGAGCUCAGGGAGCACCUCGUGCGGAGGCUGGCUGCUGCGCCCACUGACGAUUGUAGAAUAGCGUCUGCUGCGCUAGCAGCACAACUCGAUCCAACCAACCUGACAUGGGCCACAGAACUAAUGCAACUAUCGGAGUCUCGCGCCGUGUGGGGCGGCUCAGUGGCGGAGUGGGUCCGCGCCGCCGACCUGUCGCUGCAUGCGCCUGCGCCGCCGCGUCCCGACCUGCUGCGCCUGUUCCUGCGCGCGCUGCAGCACCCGCCGCCAGAGUGGGACGAGAGUUCACUGGGCGCGAUGGUGGCGGGCGCGGGGCGGCUGUGCGUGCGGUCGCGCGAGUCCGCUGCGCAAGUGGCGCCCGCGCUGGCCGCACUGCUGCAGGAGCCGCAGGCGACGUUAGCGCCGCGGCUCAACGCUCUGCGCGCGCUCACUGACAUCUGCACCAGAUACACGUGCAUCGUGGACCCGCUGCUGCCCGCUAUCUGCGGCUGCCUAGGUGUCCACACCGCGCCGCCGCUGCGUCGCGCAGCUGCGCGUGCGCUCACACGGCUGUUACUCGCCGGCUACUUGCGACUGCGCACGCCUCUGUAUUACACGUUCUGCGCGUUGCUGGCGGAUGACGACCACGACGUGCGCGAGCCGGCGGAGUACUACGUUACCAGCUGCCUCUCGCCCGACACCAUCUACCAUCACUUUGUGGACUGCGUACUACACUACAACAGCGACAGACAGACAGAGAACAUAUCGUUCGACGCCCGUCAGCUGAUCUACGACGUGAUGCUGCAGCGGCUAUCCCUAGUGCAGAAGCUGAACGUGCAAUGUCGGCUGGCGCGCGAGGUGCUGCAGCACGCGGCCGACCAGUGCGACGAGGUCGACGACCUCCCGCCGGGGCUCCACGCGGCGCUGCUCGACACCAUCACGCUGCUCUGCGGCGUGCGCAUGAAACUGCCCAAAAAACCACAAAACACGGGCGACGCAGACAUAGACGACUUACAGGAGCGUGUCACCACGAAUAUAGUAUCACAUAAAAUGAAGCGCACGGUGGCGGAGGUGCUGGUGCCGGCGGUGCUGCGGCUGUACGCGCGGCUCGGCGCGCGCGGCGGACAGCUGGCCGUCUACCUCGUGCGCAUCGCCACCGACCUGCUCAGCGACUACCGCCAGGAGAUCGAGGAGCUGAUCGAGAACGACGAGGAGUUAGUGGUGCGCAUCCAGCAGUUUCAGGAGAACAUCGGACAGGAGCAGUCGUUCGGCAACAGCCGCAACCUCGUGACCAGGUCGGCGCCGCCCGAGCCCGACACGCCCCGCGCCCCGCGCCGCCGCCUCGCGCGCUCCGCCGUCGCGCCGCCGCGCAAGCGAGCGCUCAGAAUAUAGAUUGUACAAUUCUUCUUCUUCGUGUCGACUUUAAUUAUACAUUAAGAUGUUUAGGAGGUUUGGGUAACUGGUUAAGAAUGUCUGUCAAUGAUGGUCUCGUGUUUGUAAUAAAAUAAAAUUGUAAUAUAUAUAUAUAUAUAUAUAUAUAUAAUAAAACUACGUAUUUUAAGUGCAAAUGGCUAAGCCAACAAAUAUCUAGAUAUUAUGAAGAUACACAAUGAAUUAUAUGCAAUGUUUUGGUCAAUAU
Plodia interpunctella (Indianmeal moth) is the source of this 3932-nucleotide messenger RNA. RefSeq names its product condensin-2 complex subunit D3-like. The record is from RefSeq and is a predicted model, not a curated record. The transcript has 21 exons. Gene Ontology annotation, biological process: meiotic chromosome condensation; mitotic chromosome condensation. Gene Ontology annotation, molecular function: histone binding. NCBI's taxonomy places the organism in Eukaryota, Metazoa, Arthropoda, Insecta, Lepidoptera, Pyralidae. Gene Ontology annotation, cellular component: condensed chromosome, centromeric region; condensin complex. Bases 80 to 3685 code for a protein of 1201 amino acids.